AUGAAUACAUCGGUGCUAAAGAAAAACAUAACUCUCAAGGGGAAGUUGGGGACUGUCCUAGAACUCAAGUCUAGUCCUGAAGAAUUCUUGAAUCUCUGGAAGGAUCAAGCCCACCAGGUUGCUAACCAUUCUCCUACCAAUAUUCAAGGAGUUCACGUCCAUGAAGGUGAUUGGGUCACUCCUGGCUCCAUCAAGGUCUGGAACUACACAGUGGAUGGAAAAGUUGAGGACUUUAAGGAGAAGAUUGUAUUGGAUGAGGAGAAGAAGAUGGUAACUAUUAUUGGUCUGGAAGGUGAUGUUUUCAAGAUUUGCAAGGUCUAUACUGCCAUAUGGGAACUUAUAACCAAGGGCCAAGGAAGCUUGGCAAAAUUGACUCUCGAAUAUGAGAAACUGAAUGAGAAUGUUCCUGUUCCUCAUAAUUACACGGAUCUGGUGAUUAGCAUGACUAAGGAUAUUGAUGAAGGAAUCUCCAUGGCAUAA
This is a messenger RNA of Hevea brasiliensis (rubber tree), 480 nucleotides long. Its product is annotated as MLP-like protein 328. Lineage: Eukaryota; Viridiplantae; Streptophyta; Magnoliopsida; Malpighiales; Euphorbiaceae. The record is from RefSeq and is a predicted model, not a curated record. Gene Ontology annotation, biological process: defense response. Bases 1 to 480 code for a protein of 159 amino acids. The transcript is spliced from 3 exons.